AUGACGUCCCGAAUUGACAAAGUCAUCGCUCGCCAGCAAGAAAAAAUCACAGCCGGUGCUUACUAUGAAGCCCACCAACAACUCCGUGUCAUUGCGGCGCGCUACAUCAAGGCGGCCAAUUGGGAUGCCGCUGCCGAGUUGUUAGCCGGUGGAGCCACGGCUCUCUUGCGAGCAGGUUCACAGCAGGGUGCCUCGGCUAGUGGUGGUGAUUUGGCAAUCAUGCUGGUGACGGACGUGUACAACAAGGCCGAGUGGGAGAUUCGGGGUGGUGAUGAUGAUACGGAGGGGCGGGCACGAAAGAAGCGCCUCAUUGAGCUUUUGCGUGAAUUCCCGUCGGAGGAACCGACGAGGAAACGCUACAUUCAGGAAAUGAUCGGGUGGAGUGGUCGAUAUGGUCCGUUGGAACGGGGUGAUCCGGAGCUUCACCAUGCAGCUGGUUCGGUGUAUGCUGAGGACAACGAGCCCUACGACGCCGAGAAGCACCUGAUCCUGGGAACAUCCGAAUCCGCAGAAACGCUGGCCAGACUCGAAUUCGAAUGGUACACGCAUGACGAGCCCCAUACCGCUGCUCUCUACGCCUCCCGCGCCGUCUUCCCCUAUCUGUUGACUGGCAACAUCCGCAGCGCCAACAAGGCCCUGCUCAUCUUUACCUCACGCCUGUCUACUGCCAACCCGGCGCUCGGGGUCCAGGAUGUCAGCAGUGCCAACUCGGAUAUUCGCUUGUAUCCUGCACUGCCUCUGCUCAAUUUCCUCAGUCUGCUGAUGCUCACGAUCCAGCGCGCCAGUGGCGAUCUGUUCCGGCAGCUGACGGCGCACUAUGCCGCGCAAAUUCGGGACGUGGGGAUCUGGAAUGAUGUGCUUGCUCAGAUUGGUGAGCAAUACUUUAGCAUCAAGGUUCCUCGACAGGGAAACCCCUUGUUGGAUAUGAUGGGGAACAUGUUCUUUGGCGGUGGCCAAGGUCAAGGCCAGGCCGGUGGUCGUUCCACGAAGAAGGUUGCGGCACCCCCGUCCAGCAUGGAGUUGGAUUAG
This is a messenger RNA of Penicillium oxalicum, 1029 nucleotides long. Its product is annotated as protein GET4. Lineage: Eukaryota; Fungi; Ascomycota; Eurotiomycetes; Eurotiales; Aspergillaceae. The record is from RefSeq and is a predicted model, not a curated record. Gene Ontology annotation, cellular component: TRC complex; cytosol. The coding region runs from base 1 to 1029 and encodes 342 amino acids. The transcript has 4 exons. Gene Ontology annotation, molecular function: protein binding. Gene Ontology annotation, biological process: protein insertion into ER membrane.